Cyprinodon tularosa is the source of this 2064-nucleotide messenger RNA. It is a transcript of the gene dnaja3a, whose product is annotated as DnaJ heat shock protein family (Hsp40) member A3a. Bases 23 to 1456 code for a protein of 477 amino acids. Gene Ontology annotation, cellular component: mitochondrion. The record is from RefSeq and is a predicted model, not a curated record. NCBI's taxonomy places the organism in Eukaryota, Metazoa, Chordata, Actinopteri, Cyprinodontiformes, Cyprinodontidae. Gene Ontology annotation, molecular function: ATP binding; protein kinase binding; heat shock protein binding. Gene Ontology annotation, biological process: mitochondrion organization; negative regulation of apoptotic process; response to heat. The transcript is spliced from 12 exons.
AUACCCAGACCUCACUGUCGGCAUGAUGGCGUCCUCGGCCGCUAGCUGCUCCUCACGCUGGAUAACAGUUGUCGUGUCUUCUGGUUCUAGAAGAGCUACCGGUCUCUUUUUGUCCCCUCACCAUGGAGGUGUCCGGCGUUUUUCUACUAUCGGAGCUGAAAAGCUGUGUCGCAAAGGCAGCUUGUGGUUCGGAGGAGCAGGACAAGCAUUGACAUUGAGAGGACUGUCAGAUCUAAAGUUGCCCCAUGCUCUCUACAUGCAGACCUUCCACACCAGCGCCUCUUGCAACAAGCAGGAUUUCUAUCAGGUCCUUGGAGUUCCUCGUACCGCAUCCCAAAAAGAGAUAAAGAAAGCCUACUACCAGAUGGCCAAAAAGUACCACCCGGACACAAACAAAGAUGACCCACAAGCAAAAGAAAAAUUUGCACAGUUGGCCGAAGCUUAUGAGGUGCUUAGUGAUGAGGUAAAGAGGAAGCAGUAUGACACGUAUGGUACGGCUGGCUUCGAGGCGGGGCAGGCUGGAGGAGGGCAGCAGUACUGGAGCGGACAGACCAGCCAUGUGGACCCAGAGGAGCUGUUCCGCAAAAUCUUUGGAGAAUUCUCUGGAGGCCGUGGUUUUGGGGACUUCAAUGCCAUAUUUGAUCAACCACAGGAGUACGUCAUGGAGCUGACGUUCACUCAAGCAGCAAAGGGAGUAAAUAAAGAGAUAUCUGUUAACAUAGAAACGACCUGCCAGCGCUGUGAUGGGAAGGGUCAUGAGCCAGGGACUAAGAUUCAGCACUGCAACCAUUGUAACGGCUCAGGCAUGGAAACAAUAAAUACUGGUCCAUUUGUGAUGCGUUCUACAUGCCGCCGCUGUGGGGGGAAAGGCAAAGUGAUUUCGACUCCCUGUAACUCCUGCCGUGGAUCUGGACAAACCAAACAGAGGAAGACUGUGGUCGUUCCUGUCCCUGCAGGAGUGGAGGAUGGUCAGACGGUCAGGAUGCCAGUUGGAAAGAAGGAAAUCUUCAUCACAUUUCGGGUCCAAAAGAGUCCAGUCUUUAGGAGGGAAGGUGCAGACAUCCAUUCAGAUCUGCACGUCUCUGUUGCACAAGCUAUUUUAGGAGGAACAGCCAGAACGCAAGGACUUUAUGAAACACUCAAUUUGUCUAUUCCUGCAGGGGUCCAGACUGACCAUAGGAUCCGUCUGUCAGGAAAAGGUAUUGCUCGCGUCAGCGGGUAUGGCUUUGGAGACCAUUAUGUCCAUGUCAAAGUAAAAAUACCAAAGACUUUGACAGAUAGACAGAAAUCUCUUUUAAUGAGCUACGCUGAGGAUGAGACGGAUGUAGAAGGAACGGUGAAUGGAGUCACAAACACCAGCACAGGUGGGGGCAGCAGUGGUGAGCAGUCUAAGGCAGGGGAAAGCACACAGGAGGGCUUCCUCUCAAAGUUAAAGAAAUUGUUUAGCUCUUCCUGACAGCCACAAACCAGGUAAAAGAUCCUCCUGGAAUUAAGUCCAAAUAAGAAAAGAUAGCGUGCAAAACAAGGACCGGAUCAUAAGAAGCAGUGGUUAAAGACUGAGAGACUUGGAACGUUGGGUUUAUUUUCAGACAGAAGCUUUCUACCCAACCCUGCACUGAAAAAUCUAAAAGAUCGCCUCCUAUGUUUCCCUGUUAAAGUGGAUCCCUGGAUUGGAGGAUGUGACGGUCUGCCGAUCACCACAGGCGGCUGCAGAGACUUGUUGUAGCACUCAGUGCAUGCUGGUCAUCUGUGUGUUACUAUAAAUCUAUAAGCAGAUAAUAAAUUACUGUAGUGAAAAGAGUCUAUUUAGGAUUAAAUCCAGCUAAUUCACUACAGUGAGUGGGCCUUUUUUUAUUUUACAUUUCAUCUGUCAGCUCUCAGUCUUAAAAUGAGAAAGUCACAUUACAUCUUUUCAUGAAGUUUAUUGUUAGUCUGACAAUGGGGGAUUUGACAUUUAUCUACUUAAACACUGUAGCUUUCCUGAACUCUAAUUGUCAAUUGAAUACUUUUGUUUCAACUGUAAUAAAGUUUAUGUAAAAAUAGUAAACCAAGUAUCCCACCAGG